Molecule: messenger RNA, 1768 nt
Organism: Thermothielavioides terrestris NRRL 8126
Lineage: Eukaryota; Fungi; Ascomycota; Sordariomycetes; Sordariales; Chaetomiaceae
Exons: 1
Coding region: 103-1602 (499 amino acids)
Molecular function (GO): flavin adenine dinucleotide binding; NADP binding; N,N-dimethylaniline monooxygenase activity
Source: RefSeq, a predicted model, not a curated record
UUCUCGCUCCACCCACCGGGGCGACUUGCCACUUCCCGCUUCGUUCACCGGCCAGCACGUCGACAACCACUAAAACCAUCAGGCGCCAUGCAACCGGGCACCAUGGAACCGGAGCCGGAAACGCUCGACAUCGUCAUCGUGGGCGCAGGCCUCAGCGGCAUCAACUCGGCGUACCGCGUGCAGACGGCGCUGCCGCACCGCAGCUUCGCCGUGCUCGAGGCGCGCCGCGUCAUCGGCGGCACCUGGGCCUUCUGGAAGUACCCCGGCGUGCGCACCGACAGCGCCAUGGGCCUGUUUGGCUUCCCCUGGCGGCCCUGGCCGCACACGAUCAACAUGGCCCCGGCCGAGGGCAUCCGCGCCUACAUCGAGGACUGCGCCGCCGCCGAGGGCAUCGACAAGAAGAUCCGCUUCGGCCACCGCGUGGUUGCCUCCAACUGGAGCAGCGCGGAGCAGCGCUGGACGCUGCACGUCGACGUGACGCGCGAGGACGGCUCUGUCGCGAAGAAGGUGAUCAAGGCGUGGUGGGUCAUCAACGCCAGCGGCUACUACAGUUACGAGAAGCCGCUGCCGACGGUGAUCCCGGGAAUUGAAAACUUCGGCGGGCAGGUUGUGCACCCGCAGUUCUGGGACGAGCGCGUCAGCUGCGCUGGGAAGCGCGUCGUUAUCAUCGGAUCCGGUGCCACGGCCGUGACGCUGCUGCCCGCCAUCGCCCAGACCGCCCAGAGCGUGACUAUGCUCCAGCGCAGCCCGUCCUACAUCCUCAGCUUGCCGAGCCGAGAUAAUGUUGUCGCCUUCUUGAGCAAGUUCCUGCCCCUGAAAUGGGCGCGGUUAGUCAACUGGUGGCAGCGCAUGAUCUUGGAGACCCUGUUUGUCUCCUUCCUCUUGAACUUCCCCCGCGCGGGCAGACGCCUGCUCAUGAGCCAGGCGCGGAAGCAGCUGCCCAAGGGCUUCGACGUCGACAAGCACUUCAACCCCUGGUACAACCCCUUCGAACAGCGUCUGUGCUUGUGCCCUGGCGGCGACUUCUUCAAGGCGCUGCACCGCCCCAACGCCCGCAUCGUCACCGACACCAUCAAGACCGUCACCGAGACAGGCAUCCUGCUGAAGUCGGGCGAGACGCUCGAGGCAGACAUGAUCAUCACGGCCACUGGGCUCUACUUCUCCCUGCUGUCGGGCGUGGAUGCCCGGGUCGAUGGCGAGUCUGUGAUCGAGACGCUCGGCAGCCGGUACAUCUGGAACGGCUGCAUGCUCGAGGGCGUGCCCAACUCGGGCCUCAUCACGGGCUACACGGCCGCCACCUGGACGCCGGGGGCGGACGUGCGCGUGCGCCAGCUGAUCCGGGUCAUCAAGCACCAGGAGAAGUCCGGGGCCGCCUCGGCGACGCCGCACAUCGAGCCGGCCGUGCGGGCCAAACUCCCCGUGCUGCCGGCGGUAGGGCUGAAUUCGACGUACAUGGUGUCGGCGCACGACCGGAUGCCCAAGGUCGCCGGCAGGGCGCCGUGGGUGAACGGGGCGAACUGGGCCCAGGACGUGUGGCGGCUGAUUACCAGCGAUGUCAGGCAAGGGAUGAAGUUCACGUACGCCGAUAAGAAGAAUGUCUGAUUAGAGCGUUGGUGCGUGUACGUUUGGAGCGCUAGGAGUGUCCAACACAUAUUUCGGGAAACGUAUAUAUCGGGGGAGGCUUUCGCUGAUUUGUGCGACUCCUAUGCCAAAGUUUUCAAAGGAGGGGGAAUUGCCUUAUUAUCCUUCUUAAUACUCGCUGGAGACG